AUGAAGUUAAAUUGUGCAGAAAAAAAAAAACUUUUAGAAAAUCUCACAAAUAGGAUGAACAAAAUAGAACAAGCUAUAGGUAGCAUAAAAUUUUACGAAAAAGAAAGCGACACAAAAGGGCUUCGUAAAGAUGGAACAUCAUUUGGUAGUGGCGUAAAAACCGUCGGAGGUAAAGAAGACUAUCUUAAUAAAUCUAUUGUUAGUUUUGAUGACGACCAUGGUGAUCACCAUAGUGAUCAUGAAUGUAACGAAGCAGACGCAGAACCAAACAGAGAAGAUGAAGAAGACUACAAUGAAAUCAAGUCCCGUUUGGAAAAUGUAUCGACGGACCUCCUGGGCACGCACAAGGAAGAGAUCGUAGAACUGAUUAAAAAGCAUGGACACAAAAACAGCGUAGCCGUCCACAUUUGCACCAUCAAGUUGAUUCUCCAUCAGAUCGCAAAGGAGUUUCUCCACGACAUUUAUGCUCAAUACAACGACUUCUACAUCUACAUCCACAGCAACAACAUCCUCGAUGUGUACAAUACCUUCGAGUACAAGCGGAACAUCAUUUUGUCCCAUCUGGAUUUCAUGAAAACUUACAGUCAACAAGUUCAGAAAAUUAUGCAAUUAAAAGAAAAUAUAAACAGUUAUAAGAUGACGGAAGCGGAGCUACACCUGGAACGGUUGCACCAAAUUGAACAAAAAAAUGAAGCCCUCUUUUCGCGAAUUUCCGCAGUGAAUGCUGCCCUGGAGAACUUGGCGUAUAAAUACGCCCUGAUGAUGCAGGCGGCAUCCCUAAUCGUCUCAAGGCAUAAGCCAAAUGUAUCUUAA
Molecule: messenger RNA, 813 nt
Organism: Plasmodium knowlesi strain H
Lineage: Eukaryota; Apicomplexa; Aconoidasida; Haemosporida; Plasmodiidae
Product: conserved protein, unknown function
Exons: 5
Coding region: 1-813 (270 amino acids)
Biological process (GO): cytoskeleton-dependent cytokinesis
Cellular component (GO): dynactin complex
Source: RefSeq, a predicted model, not a curated record